AUACAUAGACAGAGAGAAAUAUCAUGGAAGCAAAGGCAAAAACUUUAGGGGGUUCCCUCUUGGUGCCUAGUGUACAAGAACUCGCCAAGGAACCGCUUGUAAAGGUACCAACCCGAUACGUUCGCCACCAUCACGGCUUUUCAGUCGCAUCUUCUGUGUCUGCAGUACCCAUCAUCGAUAUGCAACGAUUAGCGUCCAAAGAUUCAAGUGAUCAUGAAUUGGAAAAGCUACACUUUGCUUGUAAAGAUUGGGGUUUCUUCCAGAUGAUAAAUCAUGGGGUGAGUUGUUCAUUGUUGGAGAAAGUGAAGGAAGAAACACAAGAACUCUUCAAGUUGCCAAUGGCUGAGAAAAAGAAGUAUUGGCAAGAGGCUGGAGAUAUACAGGGAUUUGGACAAGCUUUUGUGGUGUCAGAGGAGCAAAAACUUGAUUGGUCUGACACUUUUUUCUUGAUUACGCUUCCUCAUCAUAUCAGGAACCCUAAUUUGUUUCCAACCCUACCUCUUCCAUUAAGAGAUACCUUGGAAGAAUACUCGAGAGAAGUUAAGAACAUAUCCUUAAAAACCCUCAACUUCAUGGCAAAAUGUUUAAGGAUGGAGGUGGAAGACAUGAAAGCUCUGUUUGAAGAAGGAAUACAAUCCGUAAGGAUGAACUAUUAUCCACCAUGCCCACAACCUGAACAGGUUAUGGGUCUGACCCCUCACUCAGAUUGUCAUGGAAUCACUUUCCUCCUCCAAAUCAAUGAUGUAGAAGGUCUCCAAAUAAAAAAAGAUGGAGCUUGGAUGCAAGUUAAACCACUACCAAAUGCGUUUAUAGUCAAUCUUGGGGACACCUUAGAGAUUGUGACAAACGGAAUAUACAAAAGUGUUGAACAUAGAGCAGUCGUGAACUCAGAGAAAGAGAGGCUUUCUAUAGCCACAUUUUUAGGCCCUAACUUGGAUGGGGAUAUGGGACCAGCACCAAGCCUAAUCACGUCAGAAACACGACCAAGAUUUACAAGAAUAAGUGUUGCAGAUUACAACAACAACUUCUUUUCAAGGGAACUUAAAGGCAAAAGUAACCUUGAGCAAUACUACAUAUGAUUCAUGGUGUUUUCUGGCCCUUAUGUGCCAUGAUGUUCGCAUUAUACUUGAAAUAAUACGUAUGCAACAUACUGUGAAAAUAUGAUUUGUCAUUCAAAUGUUGUUUAAAGAUGUGAAGCGAGGAUUUCUCUUUCCUUUGAGAGGGCAAAUAUAGAUCUACGAUGAAUCGUGAUUCGUUCUUCUUUAUGGUGUUUUUCCCUAUAUAUAUUCAGUCAUUUCCGGUUUUUGUGUC
Cynara cardunculus var. scolymus (artichoke) is the source of this 1311-nucleotide messenger RNA. Its product is annotated as protein SRG1-like. Bases 24 to 1079 code for a protein of 351 amino acids. The record is from RefSeq and is a predicted model, not a curated record. The transcript is spliced from 4 exons. Lineage: Eukaryota; Viridiplantae; Streptophyta; Magnoliopsida; Asterales; Asteraceae.